UAGAGGCCAUCACCAUGUCGCCAACCACCCUCCUAAGCCUCGGCAUCUCAAUCUCCUUCGUCUUCAUCUUCUGGACUUUCUCCGCCACCACGUCGUCCCCCUUCGCGCGCAACUUCCCCCGCCUCUACAACAAGCGAAUAUGUCUACUGAUCGCCCACCCCGAUGACGAGGCCAUGUUCUUCGCCCCGACAGUGCUAUCGCUCACGCGUCCGGCACUCGGGAACCAUCUCAAGAUACUGUGUCUCAGCAGUGGAAACGCCGACGGCCUCGGCGAAACCCGCAAAAAGGAGCUCGUCAAAAGCGCCCUACGCCUAGGCGUCCGCAGCGAAUCAGACGUCUACGUCGUCGAUGACCCCUCCCGCUUCCCAGAUAGCAUGACCGCCGAGUGGAGCGAAUCCGACAUCUCCAACCUCCUAACCUACGCCUUCGCCCCGGAGAACAACACCAGCAGCAGCAAUCAAUCCCUCCGCAAGCGAUCCUCCAAAAACAGCAACGAUCACAACAAUACACCCCCCACCGCAACAAUCGACGUCCUCCUCACCUUCGACUCCCACGGCAUCAGCAACCACCCCAACCACCGCUCGCUCUACCACGGCGCCGUGCACUUCGUCCGCUCGCUCAUGAAAGGGAAAGAUGGCUAUACCUGCCCCAUCACGCUCUACACGCUGAGCACGACUAACCUCCUGCGGAAGUACAUGGGCGUGCUCGACGCCCCGCUGAGUAUGGCGAAGGGUGCGCUCUCCGCGCUGUUUGCGUCUAGGGAUGGCUCGUCUUCGCCGGCGCGUUUGCUGUUCGUCUCUGAUGUGCGCGAGUGGAUGUUUGCGCAGGAGGCGAUGGUUAAGGCUCAUCGCAGCCAGAUGGUCUGGUUCCGCUAUGGGUGGAUUACGCUGGGGAGGUAUAUGGUUGUUAAUGAUUUGAAGAGGGAGAGGAUUUGAUUUGUAGUAUAUUUUUCUUCUUUGUAGGCUGUAG
Aspergillus campestris IBT 28561 is the source of this 969-nucleotide messenger RNA. Its product is annotated as PIG-L family deacetylase. The record is from RefSeq and is a predicted model, not a curated record. The coding region runs from base 15 to 935 and encodes 306 amino acids. Gene Ontology annotation, molecular function: N-acetylglucosaminylphosphatidylinositol deacetylase activity. Gene Ontology annotation, cellular component: endoplasmic reticulum. The transcript is spliced from 2 exons. Gene Ontology annotation, biological process: GPI anchor biosynthetic process. Lineage: Eukaryota; Fungi; Ascomycota; Eurotiomycetes; Eurotiales; Aspergillaceae.